Molecule: messenger RNA, 4213 nt
Organism: Epinephelus lanceolatus (giant grouper)
Lineage: Eukaryota; Metazoa; Chordata; Actinopteri; Perciformes; Serranidae
Gene: prkcab
Product: protein kinase C, alpha, b
Biological process (GO): protein phosphorylation
Molecular function (GO): ATP binding; diacylglycerol-dependent serine/threonine kinase activity; zinc ion binding
Source: RefSeq, a predicted model, not a curated record
AUGGCUGACCAUCUUUUACAUUAUAAUGACUCAGCUGGGGUUGGGAACCGUUUCGCCCGCAAAGGUGCUUUGCGGCAGAAAAAUGUGCAUGAAGUGAAAAACCACAAAUUUACUGCGAGGUUUUUCAAGCAGCCGACGUUCUGCAGCCAUUGCACAGAUUUCAUAUGGGGAUUUGGGAAACAAGGAUUUCAAUGCCAAGUGUGCUGUUUUGUGGUCCACAAACGCUGCCAUGAGUUCGUCACCUUCUCCUGUCCUGGAGCCGACAAGGGUCCUGACACAGACGACCCCAGAAGCAAGCACAAGUUCAAGAUUCACACAUACGGCAGUCCCACCUUCUGUGACCACUGUGGUUCGCUGCUGUACGGCCUCAUCCACCAAGGGAUGAAAUGUGACACCUGCGACAUGAACGUACACAAGCAGUGCGUGGUCAAUGUGCCGAGCCUGUGUGGGACGGACCACACGGAGCGCCGGGGUCGCCUCUUCCUCAAGAUCGAGGUCAACUUGGACAGGCUACACGUCACAGUGGGGGAAGCAAGGAACCUGAUUCCUAUGGAUCCAAAUGGUUUAUCAGACCCUUAUGUUAAACUCAAGCUCAUCCCCGACCCAAAGAACGAGACCAAACAGAAGACCAGGACCAUCCGUUCCUCUCUUAACCCCUGCUGGAAUGAGUCCUUCACCUUUAAGCUGAAAGCAUCAGAUAAGGACCGCCGUCUGUCCAUCGAGGUGUGGGAUUGGGACCGAACCACUCGCAACGACUUCAUGGGCUCCAUGUCGUUUGGAGUGUCCGAGCUCAUCAAAUCCACCAACUGUGGAUGGUACAAGCUGCUGAACCAGGAGGAAGGAGAAUAUUACAACGUUCCCAUCCCCGAGGUGGACGACGUCAACCUGGAGCUCCGACAGAAGUUUGAGGCCUGCCAGUUAAAUAUCCACUAUCUCAAGAAAGCCAAGCUGGGUCACGGUAAGAAAGUGAUCACGCCGUCAGACCACCGGCGGUUCAGCUUGCCCUCAGGUAACAUGGACCGGGUGCGACUGAGCGACUUCAACUUCCUGGCCCUGCUGGGGAAGGGCAGCUUUGGCAAGGUGAUGCUGGCAGAGAUGAAGUCGACAGAGGAGCUGUACGCCAUCAAGAUCCUGAAGAAAGACGUAGUGAUCCAGGAUGAUGACGUGGAAUGUACAAUGGUGGAGAAGAGGGUCUUGGCCCAGAGAGACAAACCACCCUUCCUCACGCAGCUCCACUCCUGCUUCCAGACUGUGGAUCGGCUGUACUUUGUGAUGGAGUACAUCAACGGGGGAGAUCUUAUGUAUCAUAUCCAACGUAUGGGCAAAUUCAAGGAGCCACAGGCAGUGUUUUAUGCUGCUGAGAUUGCUGUCGGUUUGUUUUUCUUGCACCGAAAGGGAAUCAUCUACAGGGAUCUGAAGCUCGACAACGUGAUGCUGGACUCGGAGGGCCACAUUAAAAUCGCUGACUUCGGCAUGUGUAAGGAGAACAUGUAUGAAGGCAUGACCACACGCACCUUCUGCGGCACCCCAGACUACAUCGCACCAGAGAUUAUAGCAUACCAGCCUUAUGCAAAAUCAGUGGACUGGUGGGCUUAUGGAGUUCUUCUGUAUGAGAUGCUGGCAGGACAGCCUCCGUUUGACGGCGAGGAUGAAGACGAGCUUUUCCAGUCCAUCAUGGAGCACAACGUGUCCUACCCCAAGUCCAUGUCCAAAGAAGCGGUUUCCAUCUGCAAGGGACUGAUGACCAAGCAUCCGUCAAAGCGUCUCGGCUGUGGCCCAGAGGGGGAGAGGGACAUCAGGGAGCAGGCCUUCUUCAGACGCAUCGACUGGGAGCGCCUGGCAAACAGAGAGAUCCAGCCGCCAUUUAAACCCAAAGUGUGCGGCAAAGGAGCAGAGAACUUCGACAAGUUUUUCACACGUACGCAGCCUGUGCUGACCCCUCCCGACCAGCUGGUCAUCGCCAACAUCGACCAGAGCGAGUUCGCAGGCUUCUCCUACAUGAACCCUCAGUUCACCCAUCCAUCCCUGCACAGCGUGGUAUGAGGAGAGGGCAGGUUAAAAAAAAAAACAAAAGCAUGGACUGUCGUUCACUACAGGAUCCUUCCAAACUCUGACAAACAAUCCCACUGAUAAAAGACUCAUAUCACCCUCUACAGUGUUCUGUCUACUACUUAUCAGUAUCUGUGUAGAGAAGCAACUGAGGAGAGGGGAGCAAAGUGUUAAAGAAAACCUACAUGGCACUAUUUUUCCAUAAUUUUUCCCCAAACAUCUCAUAUAAUAUGUUCUUUAUUCUGUAUGUGUUGAUCCGAAAGUGCAGCCUUUUUUUCUUGUGUAUGAAUGUGUCUAUCAGUUACUUUCUCAUUAAUAUGAAAUCGUAUUAAAGAUGCAAGAUGGGUUUUUUUCCUUUCUCAUGUUCCCCCAUCUUACUACGCAACAAGCUGCAAUGCACGACAAGAACGGAACAUAUUUUUCUGCUCUGUCCCGGCUUUAUCUACUUCUCAACCGCUUCACGUGUAUUUUAUAUUUAUAUACUUUAAAAAAAACAACAAAAAAAACAAGAGGUAGUAUACUGUUACAUGAGUGCCAAAGUAGAAGUGGGGAAAAAUCAUUUCUAUUACAGUUCUUAAAGUCCUUGUAAUGUUUUCCCAACACUCUAAAACCCCUGAGCAGGGAGCGUUUCUAUGUGUCGUUUUGUAGGACGUGGAGCUACAGUAUAUCUAACUCAACAUAGAGAAACAGAAGCACAUUAUGCUUACAAGCUGUCAGUGCAGUGGAGUUCAGUAUAUAGGGUCAGAAAACUGUGGAUCAAAGAGACAGUGUUUUCAAAGUAUAAAGAUGCUAUUUCCAUAUGCACAAAGCAGAUCUCUGUUGCAUGCUUAUUUUUCUGACUCUGUACGAGCAGUAGACUCUAGGAUGCAGUACACGUCUGGUAUCAUUGUAAAGUUUAGUAUUAAGAUAUAAACUAUGUUAAUAUAUAAUUGUUGUAUGUUUUAAAGAGUCUUAUUCUGAGGAAACGGUUUCUAAUUGUUAAAGGAAAAAAGGUUUUGUUCCUGUUUUAUGUUCCGCUUAACUUUUACGUCCAGAGAGGAUCCUCUAUUGUAUGUCAGCCUUUCUUCUUUUUUUUUUUUUUUGUAAAUAUGUUUCAAAAAGAGCAGAUUUUAUACUACAAACUGAAUGUGCUUUUACUACCGUAGACAGUUUGAACAUUUCUAUGUUUAGAGUACCCCCAAGAAGAGUAUAUAUACAUAUAUAUACAUAACGUUUGGCUGGAUCUUUGGUAGCUUUGGUAUCAGCAAACCUUGUUACAUGUAUUUCCACUAUCUAUCCAUUGUUUUCUACUACUCACUGUAAUGGCGAAUAUGCAGCACCUACCGUGCGGUUGAAUGCCCUCUUGCCUUGGUUGUCUCAGGGCCGACUGCUUCUGUAACAAAUUCAAAACCUGAGUAACACUACGAGGAUUUUGGAGCCCUGAAACACGUCUUUUCUUUCUUGCGUAUAUUGUGUGCAUGCGUGAGGCGAGGCCUGACCUAAGCAUGAGAAAGAGACCCCCCCCCCCCCCCCCCCCCCGCAUGAUACAGAGAUCACGGAGCAUGGAGUUUCCCCACCUUGUUGAGCAGAAUGAGACAAACCAAUGAGCAUCGUGCGCUUUUCUUUCGUCUCCUCCCGGUUGCUGUCAUGUAGCGCGUCAUGUUUGGCUAAAAAGCUGAAUUAUAAACAAGACAAAUACGUGUAAAAAUGCUUCUGUUGGCUUUUUGUUCACCGGUGCCAAUCUUAAAUCUUUUUCUUUCCAGUUUCAUUUUGUUUUUUUGAGAGGCUACUACUGAGGCACACAAUGCUACAACAGUGACGUUUUCAUGAAACUGCCAAAUUUGCUCUUAACCCCUGAGUUAAUUCUUGAACAUAUAGACUGAUGUUGCAGCUGUCACAUCUGGACCAAAAUGAGAUUUUGGAGGUUAAGAGAAAAGUGAAUGUUUACAUGUCUCACAUUGAGAAUCUUUAUCAGAGAAGAGGAAGAGAAAACAAAACUUUGGACCCAUGACAGAGGUAAUCAGAUGUCAGGCCAGUCAGGGUACAGUACCACUACAGGCUACAAUCAGAGCCACAGGGAUGUUUGUAUGUGUUUCCUUUCACUGCCCCUGCUUUUGUUAACCUGAUUCUUCUUGUUCCUCUGUUCAUUGUGGUAUGAUGGAUACUGUGUAUAAAUAAAGUAUGA